This is a messenger RNA of Scedosporium apiospermum, 678 nucleotides long. RefSeq lists its product as uncharacterized. The transcript is spliced from 3 exons. The record is from RefSeq and is a predicted model, not a curated record. Bases 1 to 678 code for a protein of 225 amino acids. Lineage: Eukaryota; Fungi; Ascomycota; Sordariomycetes; Microascales; Microascaceae.
AUGAUGUUCAGCUUUUCUCAACUAUUGGCGCUUGCCUUGACGGGCUACGUUGCUGCUGCGCCUUCGCACCUCACUCGGCGUGCUGGCCGUGUUGUCAUCGGUUAUCGAACCGUAAACAAGAUCGAGGCAAAUGAGCUCAACGAGUAUAGAACCUUCGUCGACUUGGGCGGGUUCCAAGAUGAGAAAGCCCAAACUGGCCUGGGCAAGUAUCUGAGCCCCAGUCCCGGGGAGUGGGACGUUGGCAUCGAUAACAGCUACUGCAUCGCAUGGGCGGAUGCGGACAAGUACGACGCUGUAAGCAAGGUGUGGAUCCCGGAAGAUCACUGGUGGCCUUCUAGCGAAAAGGCCAUGAAGGACUACAUCGCUAGCCUCGGCAUUGAGAGCAGGCUCUCCCUGCGCUACUCUGAGAUCUUUGGCAAACCGGGACUUUUGCAAAUGAUGGUUCCCCUAGAGUUGUACGAGCAGUACGACAACGGCAUCGGCAUCGAGGUACAAUGCUUCGACACGCUUGACCAGCUGAGGCAGGUGGAAAAUGGGAGGGUCGACUACACUCGUGGAGACAUCCAGAAUCGAGGCCCUGCUCAGCCGGCUCCGCCCAACCCGGCUCCACCCAACCCUGCUCCUCCUAACCCGGUCCCCCCUGCCCCUCCCGCCGCCCCUAAGCCUCCCCAUGUCUAA